Molecule: messenger RNA, 5713 nt
Organism: Bubalus bubalis (water buffalo)
Lineage: Eukaryota; Metazoa; Chordata; Mammalia; Artiodactyla; Bovidae
Gene: DCP1A
Product: decapping mRNA 1A
Exons: 10
Coding region: 93-1832 (579 amino acids)
Biological process (GO): deadenylation-dependent decapping of nuclear-transcribed mRNA; positive regulation of catalytic activity; deadenylation-independent decapping of nuclear-transcribed mRNA
Cellular component (GO): P-body
Molecular function (GO): enzyme activator activity; mRNA binding
Source: RefSeq, a predicted model, not a curated record
GGGCGCUGACGCAGCUGGGGGAACUUUGCCUCCAUGGCACCUUCCUGUCCUCGACUCCGCCCCGCCAGAGGGGCUCGGCUCCGGAAUUCAAGAUGGAGUCGCUGAGUCGAGCUGGGCAAGAGAUGAGCCUAGCGGCCCUGAAGCAACACGACCCCUACAUCACCAGCAUCGCAGACCUCACGGGCCAGGUCGCACUGUACACCUUCUGCCCCAAGGCCAACCAGUGGGAGAAGACCGAUAUAGAAGGGACCUUAUUUGUAUAUCGAAGGUCAGCUUCACCUUACCAUGGUUUCACCAUUGUGAAUCGACUGAAUAUGCACAAUCUAGUUGAACCAGUAAAUAAAGAUUUGGAAUUUCAGCUCCACGAACCAUUUCUUCUGUAUAGAAAUGCAAGUUUGUCGAUAUACAGUAUCUGGUUUUAUGACAAGAAUGACUGUCACCGCAUAGCCAAACUCAUGGCCGAUGUGGUAGAAGAGGAGACACGGCGGUCCCAGCAAGCAGCUCGGGAUAAGCAGAGUCCCAGCCAGGCCAAUGGCUGCAGUGACCACAGGCCCAUUGACAUCCUGGAGAUGCUAAGCAGAGCCAAGGAUGAGUACGAGAGGAAUCAGAUGGGCGACUCAAAUAUCUCCAGCCCUGGGCUGCAGCCAAGUACUCAGAUCUCCAAUCUGGGAAGCACUGAGACGCUAGAAGAGACACCAUCUGGGUUGCAAGAUAAGUCUGCUCCAUCUGGACACAAACAUCUGACAGUGGAAGAAUUAUUUGGAACCUCUUUGUCAAAGGAACAGCCAACAGUUGUGGGUCUGGAUUCAGAAGAAGUGGAGAAGCUGCCAGGAGAUGCCUCCCAGAAAGAGCCCAACUCAUUCCUACCAUUUUCCUUUGAGCCUGGUGGGGCGCCCCAGUCGGAAAACCUGGGUGUCCAUCCUGCUGCCCACCCCUCAGUCCAGCCCGAAGUCACCACCCCGGUGCUAAUCACUCCUGCUUCCAUCACUCAGUCCAGUGAAAAGCAGGCCCCCAGCUAUGCCAUCCCAUUGCACUCUGUGCUCAGUCCCAGUCUACAAGCAGAAGCUUCUACUGGACAGGCUCCCCCCAGCCUACCCCGAAAAACCACCAUGAUGCAAACAGUGAAGACCGCGCCUAGGCAGAGGUCUCCACUCCUGAGUCAGCCUGUCCCUGAGCUGAGCCACGCCAGCCUGACUGCCAGCCAGAGCCCAUUCAGGGCCCCGCUGAGCGUGACAAACACAACCAGUCCGUCUCUCCCAAGUGUUGAUCUUCUCCAGAAACUCAGGUUGACCCCGCAGCAUGACCAAAUACAGACACAGUCACUUGGGAAAGGUGCAGCGGCACCCAGCUUUUCUCCAGCAGCCGGCCAGCUGGCCACGCCUGAGAGCUUCAUAGAGCCUUCCCCUAAAGCGACAGCAGCGAGAGCCUCAGCCUCCCUGAGCAACAUGGUGCUUGCUCCCCUUCAGUCUAUGCAGCAAAACCAGGAUCCUGAAGUUUUUGCCCAGCCUAAGGUGUUAUCCAGUGCCAUCCCGGUGGCAGGCCCCCCUCUGGUUCCCGCAACAACCUCGGCAGCACCCUCAGUCCUGCUGUCCCCCAGUGUUUUCCAGCAGACAGUUACAAGGUCCUCAGACCUUGAGAGGAAAGCCAGCUCCCCUUCUCCUCUCACCGUCGGGAUGACAGAAAAUCAGAGAAAGCCUUCCAUCAUCCUCAGCAAGUCUCAGCUCCAGGAUACAUUAAUACAUCUAAUCAAGAAUGAUUCCAGCUUCCUCAGCACACUUCAUGAAGUCUACCUACAGGUUCUGACCAAGAACAGAGACAACCACAACCUAUGACUAGAGCAGAGUAAUUCUGAAGGCAGAAUGUCGACCUCAGAAACAAACAGGCCUCAUCAUGGAAACUUCUAAACGGAACAUUGAACUUUGAGAAUUCUAAAAUUGAGCCUAUGAGAAAGAGACUCAUUGCUUAAGAAUGUUUUCCAAGUGACGUUCUCAGUGAUAAUGGAGGUUUCACUGUGAAGCAUCACCAGCAGACCUUUGUUUUGGGUGGGGAGGGGGGAGACCAUUGUGUUCAGUUGUGUGGGUGUUUUCAUCAGCUCUAAACAAGUUUGUGAAAUAAGGAAUCUGAUUUUCAACUCACUUUCGUAUUCAAGGUCUUAGGGAAAAGAGGUCACCAGCCCUGCGGCAGUCAGCCCAGCCCACACCCCCAUUCCCCUCCCUCAUUUCCAUCUAAAAACUUGAGCCUUGGGCUGGUAGUCAAGUUCUGAACAGAGCAAAAGUCAGCUCUGUGCAAAGUAGCUUCGGGUUUUAAGGGUCAGAGGUUAAGCUGGCAAAUUAGGACUGGUUUGUUCAAGUGAAGUGUAUUUUAUAUGAAUGCCCCUUUGGGGCCUUAAAAGUUCUGAAGUUUAUUAAUUGUGUUCUGUUUUUAAGUGUCCCCGGUGAUGCCACGCAGAGGGCUUCCCCUGUGCGGAUAUGUUUGAAUAGGGCCCUGCCGGCCCUGUGCUGAGGUGGGAGCGGGCGUGGCACACCUUUGGAGUAAAGGCUGGGACUGGUAAGACCCAAAUUCUAUCAGAAAUCUUCACUUUAAGUUAAACUCUCCACUGGUUUUGAAAAUGUUAAGCUUGUGUGUGAAUCAUAGCCUUAUUUUCCUUUUCUGUCUAAACACAGUGAGAGGUCAUUGUUAAUUGUUUCCCUUAACACUUUGACAAAAGGACCAGUGGACCAAUCUGACAAAGCCAUUCUGGUUCCAUUCCUCAAGUCUACUGAGAAUAGUUUUAAAGCUAUGCAGAAAAGGGAACUGUUAUUCACACUGCCCUUACUUUAUUAUAGAAUAUGGAAUUAAAAACCAAGUGUGAUAUUCUGAACUUUACCAAUGUAUUCUUAGGCUGUGAGUACUUCUGCAGCCCAAAGUCUGAAAAUAUGUAAAGAUGCUUUGUUAUGCUGCUAUUGAUCUGCCAUGAUUUAUAUUUAUUCUUUUAUGGCAUGUAAUGGUGAUUAGUAAUAUUUUAAUGUAGAUUUGAUUUAUUUCAGCAAUAGUAAUUUUAAGAUAUUCUUUGAAUGAAAGUGUCUUUGUUUCUAUGAUACAGGUCAUUUUGUAGUAUUUAACCAAUUAAAAUGCACUGCUUACUUUUCUGAGCACUAUUUAAUGAUGGGGUAAAAACCCAAUUGGCUCAACCAGCUAGCUUAAGGAUUAGCUGUGAAUAAUGCUGACAGAUAUGAUGGUUCCUUGGGAACAAUCAUUUAAGCUUUAAUGGUAACUCAAUCAUAAAUCCAUAGGUUUUUUUUCUUUUAGCUGAGAUUUUAGAAAAUUACUUGUGAAUUGCAUACUUGUUUUAGUUUGCGCUUGUUUUCUGUUUUUUGUUUUUUAGCAUAAAGAAUACCUUGAUUGGCUUUUGUUAAUCUAAACGUGAACUUUUCUGCUUCCAAAUUUAGUGUCUUCUAUUGUGUCUACCUGUUAUUUGUGAAUUGUGCAGAAGUCCAGGAAGCUUCUAAGUUCUCAUACUCAAUUAGGAAUUAGGAAUAGUUUGUUUUCAAAGGUAGUGUGUAAAUUCAGCAACCAAAAAUGAAUUGCUUGCGCAUCACCCAGGAAAGAGAUAGUUACAGUAAGGUGUGAAAUGUCGCUGACCCCAGGAGGUGGUGUCCAGGGCGCCCCUGUGACUGUUCUCGGAAGACAGUUGCCCUGGCAGGCUGGCAUGCAUCCCAGGUGUAAGUCUCUAUGGGCUUUGGAAAGCGGAAGAAUCGAGGGGUUCUUGUUAUGAUAGAUGUUUGAGUUGAAAUGAUGCUUUGAGUAGGGUCAAUAUUACAAGACAGUUGAGAGACUGUCCUGAAGAGGGUCUGUAAUCAAAUCUGUUCAUUUUCACCCUUUAAUUCAAGGAAUGAAUAGGAUAGACAGUAGAGAAUCUGGGAUGAGGUUUCCUUAGUGUGAAAGUAAACUUUUAAGUGCCCAAGUCAUGGAGACUUGAAGAGGGUAAGCCUGUUUCAACUCCCAAAUUUCUGUAUUCAAAGCAUUUUGAAAAUUCAGAAGCCAGAGGUUCACCGUCAUGAGAACCAGGAAGUUCAGGCCAGAAUGAGUCAGUAGCGAAGUCAGGCCAAGCCUGAACAGUGGCAGUUGGAUGACCCUGGGCCAAAAGUCACAGUUCAGUUGCCUUACCCCUCAUUCAGACUUCUGUCCAGAACCUCAUGCUAGUUUAGGUUGCAUGUUUACAUUGCUGCAGUAACUUUACUGGAAUCUUAAGUUUUAAACCUUAGUUGAGUCAAAAUGGACACCAAAACGGAGACGCUCCUUGCUAGGUUUGCAGAACUCCAGGUGCCCUGCACUUAGGUCACCGUGUCUGUCUGUAGAGCCCCUCACCCAAGUGGGCGGCCCUGCUCUUCUUUUCUUGCAGUUACCGUGGUGUGUUUGAGUGGACUCCCACUGCCCAAACAGCCUCGUUUCUUUAAGGCAGAAGCUCCUCCUCAUUGUGCAUCUCCCCCCAGGUUGGUAAGGUGUGACUUGGAAUCCCAUGUUGUCCAGUGACUGUCAGCUCCAGGAGUAGCAUUCAUGCCAUCUGCAUGUGAAUAUGAAUGUCCACGGCUUACUUUGGAAGGCUUUUGGGAGCUGGGUUUUGUUAAGAGCCCAAGUUGACCUGGGUACUUCUCUGCCAGAGGAGGCACAGGCUUAGUUGAGAAUAGGACCCGAUUUUGCAUGUCAAGAAUUGUUCUUUUUCCACCUGUGUGUUCUUGUAAAAAAUCUUAAACCCCAUCAAAUCUACUAGGUAAAUAUUUUUAAACCAUGCAGCUUUAUUACUCUCCUCCCCAAAGAAUGUAGUUUGACAUUUUUCUCAUUUUGGUAGUAGAGGCCAUAACUGCCAUUGUAUUACUAAUAAUGCAACAUGAAAUUGAAGGUGCCUAACUGCUUAAAAAACAAAAUCAGCCAUCAUACUGUAACUCUGGGCAAAAUGAAACACAGAGGAAUGAGAGGCGGCACAGGCACGGGUAGGCUCGGUCCGUGUGAGUGAAAACGAGUACUCACAGGGACGUCUGUCCUGCAUUCUUGCUGCACGUUUGCUGCUGAGCACAUGUUUCUUUCUUACCUGUCUUUGGUUUUCUUCAGUUGUAUUCAAAGGGCCCGCUGGAACCAGUAGCGCCCUGCAUUUUCAGGUGUCUAAAAUAUUAAGAUCUGAAAGAAGUAAAGCAACUUACACUGAGCUCUUUAAAAGCUGUGCUUGAGAACAUUUCCCUGAGUGGGCUGGGGCCUCCAGGAGCCUGUUUUUUUCAGCAAGAGAGACAUGUGCAAUGUUUCACUUGGCUUUGUGUGUGACAUCUUCAUUUGAAAUGCUCUGAUGCAAUACCGUUCACUUUGAAAGGGGGAAAUGCAGAGUUGUGUUUCCCUUUUAUCUGUGUGAUUCCUUCAGAAACAUGUUUUUAAAAUAUAUGUUCUCAAUGGUUUUUUAUUCUGUAUUCCUGCUUUGGCCAUGUGGCUCUCAUGACCUUCAGUGUACCAGUCUCAUUGCCCUGAAUGUGGGCCUGAGAAGCUCUGGGACUGUGGCAAGAUUUUUGUUCCAUGAGCGCAAUGCAGCAUCAUUAACAUUUUUAAUGGUAUGGAUUUUAUACCAUCUGUGUAUGUUUGCAAAUAUUAAGUUAUUACCUGUUUUCAGAUGAGCAUUUUUCAUCCUAAAUUUUAUAUGUUUGCAAAUAUAUUUUUUUAAUAAAAGUUCAAAACCAAGUUUUAGCACCUA